Molecule: messenger RNA, 1839 nt
Organism: Aspergillus lentulus
Lineage: Eukaryota; Fungi; Ascomycota; Eurotiomycetes; Eurotiales; Aspergillaceae
Source: RefSeq, a predicted model, not a curated record
AUGGCGUCGCCUAAAGCUCAGAAAAAAGAAAGAGGAUUCAAAAAGCAAGUCAAACGAUUCAGAUACUUGUUACUUGCCUGUGGAAAAAGAUGGAGGGACUGCUCGGAUUUUGACUCCUGGGUGCGAACAACGUAUCCGUACUCUUAUUUGGAUGGUGCCUGCAUACGGGAUUUCAAGGCUUCCUACAACCCUCCCAACAGAGGUUUUCCCGAAUGGUUACAGUACCGAGCAGAAGAGUAUAUGAGGGCCCUUCAAGAAUUGCUUCAACGCGCUGGUAUUAAGGGUAUUGAAUGGUUCAAGUCACCAGUUGCCGACGAGAGCGUGGAUAAACUGAUAUGGCUUUUCGGACUACUGCUGCGCGAAACACCACACAUGCCUCCCUUGGAUUCCCACAGGAUCUACCAUUGCUACAACGUCCUGCGAGACUCCCUUUCUGGGCCAGACUUGCGGGCCGAUCCAGCUUUGGACCGUCAUAAUCAGUCACUCUGUGUAGCCGUGUUCGGAAAGGAAGAGCCAAAGCCUGAGCCCCCUAAGCCUCAAUUUGGAAGCCAAUGGAGGAAUUGCGAAACAGUCGACGACUUUGUGAGACACUUCAAUCUGGAUGACGAUGUGAAGGGCUACAUCGUUCCACCCGGCUCAAAAAUCAAACCCGAUCUCCCUGCUUGGCUGAAAGAAGGUGCCAAGGAGUAUCUGGAUGUUGUACUACGAUAUCUGAGGAAGGGUAAUUGGGAAGGUAUUUCGUACGGCUGUACUGUGUACACUGCCCGCUUUUCCGAAGACGUCUUGAUCCAGACAUAUGCCGAAUUAAUGAGAAUAAGCCCAUACUUUGACAUGCAAAGGCUAUCCAGCUACCAUGAAGCGCUGCUAAGAUUGUUGCCAAUUGACUGGCACCGCCUACCUGUCCAUCGAUGGAAGGAUGGACUUUUUCCUAGGCGCUCCCUACAUGAUGCGACUGGCCCUCUUUACGAGCAGAUCCUGCAUCGAUUUUAUGAAUUCAAUAGCUAUGGAUCUCACCGCAAUUUUGCACCUUAUACUGCUCUCGUAGGCGCUGGAGGAUAUGGCAAGAGCUUCUUUGUGCAGCAAUUGGCUGUACAAGGCUACACAUAUGUUGUGUACCUCCAGUCACAAGGGGACAACACUCAUCUCCAGUGGUAUUCAUCUGAAAGCUAUACCUUGGCGAAUUCGGCAUUGAACGGUCCCCUGGAUCGGCAACGAAUACUCGAGUGCUUCAUAGCUGUCAGUCUGUUCAAUGUUAAGCUGUGCAGAGAUGUUGGCAUCGGUCCUCGAGCAUUUUUCAAUAUGCAGACUGGGAUCGCGUUUCGCUCAUCCAACGACACCCUCAGGAAGUUCACAAAGGUCCUAUGGACGGCAUUUGCAAAGUUUACACAAACUGUUCACCACGUAACUGAGCAAAUACGGCCACCGGGCUGUCCGGAGGAUGAUGACAAGUAUUGGAACCAAGCUCUGAAAUAUUGUUUAGACAAGUACGCGGCACUCAUGUGGAGCAAAUUCUUCACAAUACGUGCAGUAUUGCCAAUUUACCAGGCGUACCAUGAGUAUCAAGACCCUCCUAGCGGCGAUACUACCCUCAAAGAAGGGAAUCCUGCUAUGGUCUUAUGCAUCGAUGAACUGCCCCUGAGUGAGCUGUGGCUUCCCAGCGAGGAACCUAAAUGGCCGUGGUAUAACGAGAUGAUAAAAGCCAUCUCGAGUCGCGUAAACCAUGAUUGGGAUGCUUCAGAAGACCGGUUCUUUGCUUUGUUCGUACAUCGAGAUUCGUCUGAUAUGCCGCCGAACCCCAAUCAUCCCUUUCCUGAUAUUCAGAUCGAGCAAUUGAAGUAG